Molecule: messenger RNA, 1692 nt
Organism: Cokeromyces recurvatus
Lineage: Eukaryota; Fungi; Mucoromycota; Mucoromycetes; Mucorales; Mucoraceae
Exons: 5
Coding region: 258-1565 (435 amino acids)
Biological process (GO): regulation of transcription by RNA polymerase II
Cellular component (GO): nucleus
Molecular function (GO): DNA-binding transcription factor activity, RNA polymerase II-specific; RNA polymerase II cis-regulatory region sequence-specific DNA binding
Source: RefSeq, a predicted model, not a curated record
ACUUCUUUUUUCUUCUUUUUUUUUCUUAAAUAUUUUCCUAUUUAACCUUACUUCAUCUCUUACUUUUAUUUAUAUAUAGACUUAUAUAUAGACUUUGUAUAUUACAUACAGAUAUACUGAACAUAAAUUUACUUGUAUAAUUUUUGACAGUUUUCUUUCUUUCUUUCUUUCUUUCUUUCUCCCUCUCCCUCUCCCCUUUUUCUGUUCUGUUUGAACCUUUCAUUUGUUAUUUACACCUCACUGAGAUAUUAUAGAAGAUGUCUCAUUAUCCUAUUAGUGAAGAAUUAAAUAUUCAAACUUCUCCCUUUGCUUACCUUUCGAAUGCCAUAUUUCCUUCCCCUCAAUCUCCUUUAACAAAUGAAAGUUACAUGUAUAAAUUGCAUUCACCAGAAGAAGAAUGGUUUAAUGCAGUGCAACAGAAUUUAGAUAACUCUCUAUUAUAUAACAGCAGUCAACACAACACUCUCAUGUCCGAAUGCAACUCUGUCUCAGAGGUAUCCUCUUUAGGCAUUCGCACCCCCGAUAUUGAACUGAAUCCCUCACAUUCCUUAUUACCUUUAGAUCACCCACAUUAUUACACUUCACUUUUAUGCCAAUCUAUGCCCCCUCUCGAAGAAGAUUUAUCCUCAGUGACAAAUUAUUAUUACUAUUAUCCAUUAUCAGAUGACAGUUAUACCAAUCAUGUACAACAGCAACAAGAUACUUUCACUAUUUCUUCCCUUUCCUUAACUAAUGAAGAAGAUCAUAUGAUGCUUUUACAAUCAAAAAAGAAUGAUGUAGACUUAUUAUUGACAAGUCAACCUCAAUAUGAUAUACCUAUCUUACCAACAACUUCCGCGUCUUUAUUUAAUUUUGACACUACGAAUGACGAAGAUAUUUUUUUAAAUCAAUUAUCACGAGAGCAACUUAUAGAACGUGUUGUACAAUUAGAAAUGGAAAAGACAUCAGUAGUUGUACCUCAUCAUCAUCAAGAACAAGAAGAAGAAGACAAAGAAGAAAAAGAAACAGUAGAAUUAUGUAAAAAGAAACAAUUAGUUGGUAAAAAUGAAAAUAAAAUGUAUUCUUGUCAUUGGAUUUCUUGUACAGCAAAAGAACCUACUUUAGCAAAACUAAUGGCUCACAUAUGUGAAAGUCAUAUUGGAAGCGGCAAAGCUACUUAUUUUUGUGAAUGGAAAGAGUGUUCUAGAAACAAAAAGCCAUUUAUGAAGAGACAUAAAAUGCAUAAUCAUAUGAGAACACAUACUGGUGAAAGGCCAUUUAUAUGUACCGUGAUAGGUUGUAACAAGACCUUUUCUAGACCUGAUUCACUGAGUACCCAUAUAAAGACUCAUUCUGAUAUUCGACCUUACUCAUGUUCAAUGCCUGGUUGUGAAAAAGCUUAUUUUCAUUCUAGAUCUUUAAGAAAACAUAUUAAAUCUAUUCAUAUGAAGAAACAACUACAAACAUCAUCGGCUCAUCGGAAUACUCCUUCUUCUUCUUCUUCUUUAGAUACUGUUACACUACAGAAAAAGGAACGAAGACCUAUUCAAUUAGUUGAGCAAACUUAUUAUAUGAACAAGCAAUAAUAUCCUAAAUUGCAUUGUAAAAUCUUCCCCUUUUAUGCCAUAUAUAAGCUUUUUUUAUUUUAUUUUGUUUUAUUUAUUUCUCCUAUGUAUGUUCCAAUUUUUGUACUAUUUUUUGUUUUCGUUUUCG